AUGGAACGGGACAGAUUGGCUGACAAGCUGCCCAUGGCAUACACCGGUGACAAGACAAGGGACAAAAAGCCCCCCUCUCGCAGCAAGGCUCGUAUAAAGGACUUGGAGUCUCUCGUCACGUCGUUGAGAGAGCAGCGUCGAGAAAUGAUGGAAGACAUAGAACUGUCUCUCUCCCUCUCCCCUCCCCCCAGCUCUACCGCCUCUUCGCUCAUUCCCGUAUCUAACCACACCUCUGAAUCCCACCACUAUAGGUACAAACUCGAUGUCGCCGGUUUCAAGAAGGACAUUGCCCGCCGUGAUUCCCUUUUAGCGGAACGAGCACACGCGCUAAAGUCGUUCCCGGAGGAGAUUGAAGCGCUACGGGCUUCGCACUCACGACUGCUGGUAGAUGUUAGCCGUUGCAGGACGGAGGCUAAUGGUAUUGUUGCCGAGAGGGAUAGGGAGAUACAGAGGUUGGAGAAGGUGGUUGGGGGACUGAAACAUAGUAUCUCCACAAACACGAGGAUUGAGGAGGCUGUCGGCGAUGAGGUGUUCCGGGAGAUGUGGAGUCGGAUUGGGUGGGAGGCUAUGAAUUGGUGUUUGGCGAAUGGGGCGGCUAAGGGGGGAGUCAUUAGUUUGUCCUCCCUUGGGUAUAUGUGUUGGGGAAGGGGGGUGAGGGUGGCUGACAAGGGUAGAUGUCGAAAGCUUGAGGGACGACGUCAAAGAAGAACUACGGGCCGGCAUUCCAGAGUACGAAAAGUUGAUACUCGGUGGCCAUAGAGUUCAUGUUGUGCAGGCACUUCUGGCUAGGCUACUAAUCCGGGAGAUAUUCUCAGAUUGGUGCUUUGGCAUAACUAAGGAACAAAGCUCCGUACUUUUCGCUCUAGAAAAGGAAUUCGUUAGAGACUGUACUCCCUCCCCCCCCCCCUUCCCAUUCACCAUUACUAACUAUUAACAGCCCCCCAACCGGCAAUAAACACCUGGCGUUCCAGUACUUCAAUCCUCCUCCGCACUUCCCUUCUAACACCCCCCACGACAACCCUCACCAGCAGAAUAACCUCCAUAACGUCCACCAUAUUCUCCGCCAUAACCCCCUUCUUCCCCGCCCCCCCGCCCCAAACCUCAAAGACCCUUCCAGGAAUAGUAGAACAAAUGAUUCGCUUAUCACUACACAUGCAAACCCAGCGAGCGCAGUUCCACAUUUUCCCCCCAUUAUCGCCGCCCCCCGCUGCCGCUGCGCAAGAUCAGGACGGUGAGGGCGAGCUGGGCGUGGAGGGAGAGAUGAUCUGGAACAACGAGGACAUGGAGGAACUUAGCGGCGAGGACGAGACGGAGUUGGAAGGCGCGAAGGUACUCGUGGUGGCCUGGCCGGGAAUAGAGAAAUGGGGGGAUGAAAUGGGCGAGUCCUGUCAUAUCAGGAAUUGUGUGGUUAGGGCUAGGGUCGUUUGCGAUGCGGAUUAG
Tuber aestivum (summer truffle) is the source of this 1440-nucleotide messenger RNA. Lineage: Eukaryota; Fungi; Ascomycota; Pezizomycetes; Pezizales; Tuberaceae. The record is from the annotation of a GenBank genome assembly.